CAAAUUGAGACUAUCUCUCUGACUCCCUCCCAGUGGUUGGUUGGUCGGUGCUCUCUAUUUGCCCUGAACAAUUUUGAAUUUUCCCCCACCAAUCACAUCUAGUCGCAUUUCAUCCUCUAGGAAAUUUCUCCAUGCCACCCUUUCUAAUGCAAGCAAUUGUCCCCAAAACUCAAAUCUAGCUAAAUUGUGGGAAGAAGCAUAGAGGCCGCCAAAAUGGCUUUCAGUAAAUCCAGCUCAGACCGGUCCACCGUUCCCUAUCGCCCAGCGAACAAGGAACGUCGCCGGAACAUCCACCUCCGCCAGCUACGGGAGAAGGAAGCGGAGAAGCGAAAGGAACGGUUUCGCCGCAAGAAAGAGGAGGAUAAGAACCCGGCACUGCGGGAGGCGCGGAGAGCCAAAAAUGUUCCCAUCACGAUCGAUAAGAAGCGGGUGUGGGACGAUGUCGGUUCGGAUGAGGAGAAUAUCUUGGGGUUGAGCGUGGAUGUGGAGAGGCUGAAGCGACGGAAGGUGGAGGAGGAGGAGGAGGCUCAGAACCUGGAAGGAUUGGAGGAUAAGGACGGAAACGAAUGGGAAGAUGAGGAGGCUGCGGAGGAGGACGAUGAUCGAGACAGUAUGCUCGACGAGGAUUCGGAAGCAGAGGAUCUCGAGGAUUUAGAAGACGACGCAAUACCCUCCAAGGCAAAAGCGAAGAAGGCAACAGAACCCACCGAAGAAUCAGAGCGGACAAGACAUACCAGUCCCUCCGGAUCGACCACCAGCACCAAAUUCGACCUCGUCCCCGAAGCGCUCUCCACCAAAUUCCCAACCCUCUUUACUGCCCCCACCGAACCCAAAGUCCUCAUCACCACCUCCAUCAAUAGCACUCUCCACGACGAAGCCCGCCUCCUCACCACGCUCUUCCCCAACAGCACCUACAUCCGCCGCACGGAGCACCGCUACGGCCACAAAUACUCCGUCCGAGAAAUCGCCAAGUUCGCAGCCAACCGCGACUACACCACCGUCAUGGUGAUGAUGGAGGAUCAGAAAGUCCCGUGCGGCCUCACGGUCGUGCACCUCCCCGAGGGCCCGACGUUCCACUUCAGCAUCAGCAACUGGAUGGAGGGCAAGAAGCUCCCCGGGCACGGCAACCCGACCAACCACCACCCGGAGCUGAUACUCAACAACUUCCGCACCCCGCUGGGCAUGCUGACAGCGCAGCUGUUCCGCACGCUGUUCCCGGUGUCACCCGAGCUGCAGGGGCGGCAGGUGGUGACGCUGCACAAUCAGCGGGACUACAUCUUCGUGCGGCGGCAUCGGUACGUGUUUCGGGACAAGCGGAAGACGGAGAAGAGCGUGAUCGGGACGGAUGGGAAGCCGGUGCAGGGAGUGGAGGAGAUACGGGCGGGGUUGCAGGAGUUGGGGCCGCGAUUGACGUUGAAGUUGAGGAGGGUGGAUAAGGGGAUCCAGAGGGCGAGUGGGCAGGAGUGGGAGUGGAAGGCGCAUUCGGAGAGGGUGAGGACGAGGUUUGGGAUGUAGUUGUUUGUUUGGAC
Messenger RNA from Eremomyces bilateralis CBS 781.70, 1529 nucleotides. RefSeq names its product Brix-domain-containing protein. NCBI's taxonomy places the organism in Eukaryota, Fungi, Ascomycota, Dothideomycetes, Eremomycetales, Eremomycetaceae. The record is from RefSeq and is a predicted model, not a curated record. Gene Ontology annotation, cellular component: preribosome, large subunit precursor; nucleolus. Gene Ontology annotation, biological process: maturation of 5.8S rRNA; maturation of LSU-rRNA. The coding region runs from base 214 to 1515 and encodes 433 amino acids. The transcript has a single exon. Gene Ontology annotation, molecular function: rRNA primary transcript binding.